Messenger RNA from Thermothielavioides terrestris NRRL 8126, 549 nucleotides. RefSeq lists its product as uncharacterized. The record is from RefSeq and is a predicted model, not a curated record. NCBI's taxonomy places the organism in Eukaryota, Fungi, Ascomycota, Sordariomycetes, Sordariales, Chaetomiaceae. The transcript is spliced from 4 exons. Bases 1 to 549 code for a protein of 182 amino acids.
AUGGCCAGGAGAUUCCUUCUCUCGUUACUCAUCGGGAUCGUGUCCCUCGGCAUGACCCUGGCGGCUCCCACCGUGUAUCCGGAAGUGAUUCCCGGCCCCGGCCUGCCGACGCUCGCCGAACUGAACCUGACCACGGCCCAGCUCUACGAGCUUGGGAGGCCCAAUACUACAGCCCUGCUGCGGCACGGCGUGACGCUGAGUCCGCGGUGGGAGGGCAGAUGCGGGCCGGAAGACGGGGCGUACGCUAAAGUGGACGACGUCAUCGCAUGCUUUCACUACCUGCUGAGCCUGGACACGAGGCCCUGCAGGUCGAUACACUAUCCCAAUAACAACAGGCUCUGCCAGGCAGGCGGGGCCCAGAUCUUUGUUUUCACCACCAAUAUCAAGCACGCCGACUCGGAUGUUGCCCGGGGCGCCCUCUGGGUCAUCGACCACUGCACCCGUCCGGACAUGACCAGCGCUGGAUGGCAAGCCGCCUAUGGCAAUGGCUUUCUCAUUGUCAAUGUAGCCAACCUAGGUUGGUUCAAUGACCCGGACUGGACGAGAUAG